This is a messenger RNA of Erythranthe guttata (spotted monkey flower), 466 nucleotides long. RefSeq names its product RING zinc finger protein. The record is from RefSeq and is a predicted model, not a curated record. NCBI's taxonomy places the organism in Eukaryota, Viridiplantae, Streptophyta, Magnoliopsida, Lamiales, Phrymaceae.
AAAAAAAAGAAUGUGGUAUUUCAGGUUUUUUAUUUCACUAUCGAGAUGCUUCAACGGAUGCAGCGACCGCGCUCAAAUAUCGGGGCCCGGAACGAGGAUAUGGAACACGAGCGACAAGCCGAUCGAGCUGCAGAUAAGAGUCGGAUCGAUGCUGAAGAAAGUCCACACGGUGAAACCAGGGUGUUCGAAGAGAUUGAAGGGCAAGAAUAUUUACAGGGCUUACAUGCCUGGAAAAACUAGUAAUGCUGGAAUGAGAAACCUGGUUUAUUACUAUGAUGACACGUGUCACCCAUACAUAUGGAUACAUGAUACAGGGUGUGAUUUCUCCAGGACCAGGAUGGUGAAGCAGCAGUAUAUCAGCCUUGAUGAUUUGAGGGAUUCUUCUGAAAUCAGGGUUUUUAGGGAUCUUCUCAGGGGAUCUAUUUCUGUCACCAAGAAAUCCAGGCCUGAUUUUUGCUGAUUUUUC